UAUUUUUAUUCGAAGCUGAUACUUUUGCCUGAGCCACAAGUGCUGCUUGGAAAGGGCUCAGGUUGUUUCCAGGGGGAGAACUCUGCAGAGAAGAGACAAAGUUCAACAAGACAACAAAGGAGCAGCAGAAACAACCAGGAAAACGAAGAGCCCUCACGUUUUCAUCUAGACCGCCCCCAUCAGAGUUCUCGAAUCCUAAAGUAUUCUGCCAAGUGCCGCUUGACUGGAACUUUUUGUCUGCCUUUUCCUUUCUCCAACCACCAUGACUGAGAUCACUGCUGAAGGAAAUGCAUCUACCACCACAACUGUUAUAGACAACAAAAAUGGAUCUGUACCUAAAUCCCCUGGCAAAGUGCUGAAGAGGACAGUCACAGAAGACAUAGUGACCACAUUCAGCUCCCCGGCAGCCUGGCUUCUGGUCAUUGCUCUGAUAAUCACAUGGUCAGCUGUCGCCAUUGUUAUGUUUGAUUUAGUGGACUACAAAAACUUUUCAGCAAGCUCUAUUUCCAAGAUUGGCUCAGAUCCACUAAAAUUCGUACAUCAUGCUGUGGAGGAAACCACGGACUGGGUCUAUGGCUUCUUUUCUUUGUUGUCUGACAUCAUCUCAUCUGAGGGUGAUGAAGAAGAUGAUGACGGGGACGAGGACACUGAUAAAGGAGAAAUAGAAGAGCCUCCCUUGAAAAAAAAAGAAAUACACAAAGAAAAACCCGAAAAGCAGAAGAAACCUGAAAAGAAAAUACAAACCAAAGUUACACACAGAGAAAAAGGAAAAGACAAAGAUAAAGUAAAAGAAAAAGAAAAACCUGAAAAGAAAGCUGCUCACAAGGAAAAAAUUGAGAAAAAAGAAAAACCAGAAACAAAGACAGUGUCAAAAGAAGAGAAAAAAGCUAAGACUAAGGAAAAGACCGAAGAAAAGAAAAAGGAGCUGAAAGUUGGGAAGCAGGAGAAGGUGAAGCAAACAGCUGCCAAAACAAAAGAAGCCCAGAAAACAUCACCUAAAGCCAAAGAGAAGGAUGAGAAAGAGCCCGCGGCUGUUUCCAAACAUGAAGGUAAACACUCAGACGAGGCGGCUGGAGGUUCUAAGAGAAUAUUGGGCAAGAAGCAGAUGCAGUGAAAUUAAAAUCUGAAAAAGACUGAGAUCAGACAUCAAAUGGGAGAAAAAGACUUGUAUAAGU
This is a messenger RNA of Rhinolophus ferrumequinum (greater horseshoe bat), 1175 nucleotides long. Its product is annotated as triadin-like. Gene Ontology annotation, cellular component: membrane; sarcoplasmic reticulum. NCBI's taxonomy places the organism in Eukaryota, Metazoa, Chordata, Mammalia, Chiroptera, Rhinolophidae. The record is from RefSeq and is a predicted model, not a curated record. Gene Ontology annotation, molecular function: signaling receptor binding.